CGAGUACCAUUUGCAGUGGUUGGCAGUAACCGUGUUAUUGAGGCUGGAGGCAAGAGGGUCCGAGGUCGGCAGUAUCCCUGGGGACUUGUUGAAGUUGAAAAUCUGGAACACAAUGACUUCAUAGCAUUGAGAAAUAUGCUCAUAAGGACUCACAUGCAGGACUUAAAGGAUGUUACCAACAAUGUCCACUAUGAGAACUACCGCUACAGCAAGUUAGCUCCGGUUGGAGGAGAUGGGAAGGUUAAGCCAGGCUCACUCACAAAAGACCCACUGACCCAGAUGGCUGAAGAGAAACGUGAGCAUGACCUCAAGAUGAAGAAAAUGGAGGCAGAGAUGGAACAAGUUUUCGAGAUGAAAGUGAAAGAGAAAAAAAACAAAAGCUGAAGGACAGUGAAGCAGAUCUUCAGAAGCGUGCAGAGCAGAUGAAGAAGAGUUUAGAGCAGCAGCAGAAAGAGUUGGAUGACAAGUACAAGGUGUUUGAAAAGGAAAGGCAAACAUGGGAAGAGCAGUAUGGAGAAAGGAGGAGAUCACUGGAGAAUGCUAAAGA
Messenger RNA from Haliotis rubra (blacklip abalone), 547 nucleotides. Its product is annotated as septin-7-like. Gene Ontology annotation, biological process: cilium assembly; cytoskeleton-dependent cytokinesis. Lineage: Eukaryota; Metazoa; Mollusca; Gastropoda; Lepetellida; Haliotidae. The record is from RefSeq and is a predicted model, not a curated record. Gene Ontology annotation, cellular component: septin ring; septin complex; microtubule cytoskeleton. Gene Ontology annotation, molecular function: molecular adaptor activity; GTPase activity; GTP binding. The coding region runs from base 136 to 384 and encodes 82 amino acids. The transcript is spliced from 5 exons.